Ficedula albicollis (Collared flycatcher) is the source of this 3765-nucleotide messenger RNA. It is a transcript of the gene CCDC82, whose product is annotated as coiled-coil domain containing 82. The transcript is spliced from 8 exons. The record is from RefSeq and is a predicted model, not a curated record. The coding region runs from base 174 to 1598 and encodes 474 amino acids. NCBI's taxonomy places the organism in Eukaryota, Metazoa, Chordata, Aves, Passeriformes, Muscicapidae. Gene Ontology annotation, cellular component: nucleus.
GCGAGCCGGGGUGUCCCGAGCCGGAACGGCCCCGGGAGCGGCAGACUUCAGACCCCGUCCCUUAGUGCGGCCCCUUCUGCCUGUCCUGAGUAAGGUGUGGCCUCUCGAAAAGCUGCUGUGCGUGCUGAGUUUGGCUUGGUGCUGGUUUCCGCGUGUGUUGCUACAGCCUUCCGAUGGGGGCAAAGCCAGCAGUGAAAAGAUACGAAACAAGGAAUAAGCGAGCAGGGACAGAGGUGGCACCAUCCAAAUCCCGGGUGGAUUGGAGGCGCACCAGAAGGGCGCUGGCACUGCUCGACAGCAACGAGGAGUCCUCAGCCAGCUCCGAGGAGCAGGAGACCGCCACGUCGGAGGGUGACACGGAUGAAGGAGACCCGGCGGCUGCCGAGGGUCUGCUGCCGGAGCGGGAGCUGGGGCAGCGCGCCGGAGGAGUGCCGGACGAUGGUGACGAUGAGUGCGUGGUGCCUGGGAAGCGAAAGAGGCUGAGCGCCUCGGUCGUGUACGACAGCGAGGAAAGCGAGGGCAGUGACGUUCUGGUUCGAAAGGUUCGUGCCAAACGCCGCUGUGCGAUGCUUGACCGUGCCAGUUCUGAAGAGGAGCAGCCCGAUAAAACAUGCCCCGCAGAGAAUGGUUCUGCUAGUAAGAAACAGAAAGUGCUUGCGAAACUGAAAGAACUUGUGAGACAAAGCGCAGCUCGGAGAUCCUGCAGCAGUGCAAAUUGUGAGGAUUCUAGUAGCGAAGCAUCAGUAGAAGAGGAACCACCCUGUCAGUUGCCCCUCACACCAUCAGAAGGUAGUGAAACUGACAAUGACAGCAUGAAAGAUUUUGUAGUAGAGGAAGAGGAAAACGAUGAUGAUGAUGACAUUGACAACACAGAGCAUAUGAAGACUGAAAAUCAGCCACAUCAAAAGCAACCAAAUCCAUCAAACAGCGAGCUGCUGGCACACUACAUCCCACAGUUACCUCGCUGUGAUCAUUAUGUACACUUCAAAAGAAUAGUAAAGGCUUUCCUCAUAAAUGCAAUUGAUGACAGUUUUCUGAGCUCAUUAUAUGAUGGAACAAGACAAAAGAGGUAUGCAAAAGAUAUGCUGCUCUCACUUCAUUAUUUGGACAACCGCUUCAUUCAGCCUCGUCUUGAGAACUUAAUCUGUAGAAGUCGCUGGAAAGAUCGAUACAAGGAGCGUGUGGAUUGUUACCCAGACGUUCGCAUAAGCCUGAAAAAUACAAAAAAUAUGUCUUGUCAGGCCUGUGAGAUGAAGCGGUGUUGUAAGUUCAAUGUGUUGCUCUCUGGAAGGCUUUAUAAUAGUAAAACUUUAGAAGUGGAUGACUUCAUGUCAGAUGAUAAACAGGUUUUGAAGGUUGGCGUGGUGUGUGCAAAUCGUACAAGAGUUUAUCACAACUUGAAACACUUCAAGUACAAGUUGUACAUGGAUUGCAGCUCUGUUGUUGGAUUGGAUGGUGUUGAGGAUGAACCAGUCAAGGACACAGUAGAACGGCUUUUCAGCCACUUGGAAGAGAGUGGAUGGAUUCAGAAGAGAUACAAUGAUCUUGAAGAUUACAUGGAGGAUGCAGACACUUUUCAAGAAGAGAAAAUUGAUUAAGAGGUCAUAUAGCUAUUUGAAAGGCAUCUUUCAAAAUGUAAAUGGCCUACUUCAUCUGCAUGCACUUUAUCUCUGCCUGGACUUCGAGAUUUCCAUGUAGGCUGUUAACCUAAAUUGAUAUGCCUUUAAAUUACUGUUUGAAAUGUGCUGUAUCUUUUUUUUCUCAUCUGUGUCAAUAUAAACCCAAAGUUUUACCAAAUCAGUCCUUCCAGUGUUACUGCAUUAAGCACUUUUAAGUUUCCUACUGUUAGAAAUAUCAGUUCAAUAUCUAUUUACUUGUGAAAUAAAACUUCCACCUAUUUAGAUUGAACUGCAUUGUAGACAGUGUAGGAGAUGCUGCAUUGUAGACAGUGUAGGAGAUGCUGAGAUCUUUUGAAGUGAGCAUAUUUGGAAAGGUAAGACUUUGUUAUACAAGAACUUAGGACUUGCAUCUUACUUCCUUAUUGCUCCUUAUGUGCUAGUAAGUCCAGUCAAUUAGAAUGAUAGUUACAACAAACAGGACCCAAAUGCAAAGAUCUAUUUCUCCUCUGAGGAAUCAGUAUAGACAGUUGCAAGGCAACAGAGGAAACAUUCUGCAGUCCUGACUGCAUUUGCAGCACAGUAGUCAUUUCUCUCUUGAGAAAGUAGGUGAUGAGUCACAGUAUGGGCGUCAUACAGACUGAGUCUGGCUUAGCCGUCUAAAUGAACACAUGGGCCCACACUGCUGUCUCUGAUAAGCAGCUGGGGCAGUUUACUGAGAUUUUAAACAUCAGGUUACAUUAUGCAAACAUAAUGGCAGCAACUUGGAGUAACUGCACUCCUAAGAGACUGGAUUAAUAUGCCCAUGCAAGAUAAGCAAGAAUUCUUCCAGUGUAACUUAACAGAAAGUAGGAGUUAGUCAGAAACAGGACGCAUGGCUUACCAGAGUUACAUGAAACUCAAGUCAGAGUAGAUUUUUCAAGGAUUUAGGAAGGUUUAAGUAUGGUACUGUCCAUUCUGAAAAAUUGGACAGGAACUGUAAAUGUGCACUUACAGCCCAGAAAGCCAACUGUGUCCUGGGCUGCAUCCAAAACAGGCUGAGGGAGGUGAUUCUGCCCCUCUGCUCUUAUGAAACCCUACCAACUUUUAAACUCAAGGAAGUUAAGUAUAAAUGGACAUAUGGAAGAAAUUUUCUACUGUGAGGUUGGUGAGGCACUGGCACAGGUUGCCCAGAGAAGGUGUGGAUGCCCCACCCCUGGAAGGGUCUUAAGGUUAGGUCAGGAUGGGGCUUUGAGAAAUCUGGUAUACUGAAAGAUAUCCCUGGCCAUUAUGAUCCUUAAAGGUCCCUUCAAACCCAAAUUAUUCAGUGUUCCUAUCCCUGUAUUUUGGGCUGCAUAUAAAAAGAAUCAGAUACAGCCUAAGAUAAAAUGCAGGGCACAGCUUUUGAAUCCUACAUCUUGCUAUAUGCACAGACUCUAUUAGUCUUUUGUGGUUGAACAACUUAGUGAAAGACUGUUAACACUCUUAAUCCUUUUAACAGGUUACUCUUAGCUGCAAAACUAAUGGAAUCUGAUUUCUCAUAGAUUUGUCCAUAAGUUACACAUUAAUAUUGCCACUUUACUGGGAACAGAUAUGCUGAUUGGGUAGGCAACUGCUGCCAGGUGUAUUGCUUAACAAUGAACAUCUGCUGCCUUUUUUACAUAGGCUGUACCUUACAUUUAUCAUUCACUACCCUUUUUUCCAGCAUUCAUUGUGAGAAAUGAACUGCUUUUACUUUUUUAAGGACUUGAAAUUCAGCAAUCUUUUAAAUGCUAUUGAGUUAGUAGCAUCAGUACUCCUUUGUACCACACACAGAUACAAGAUAUACAAAACCAAGAUGAAAUUUCCCAGUAAAAAGAUUGAGGCUUGCUGUCAAGUAAACUUACAUUGAAGAUAUCUUUCCAUACCUUACCUGUGGGUUAGAUGCAUAAAAUUCUGAGGUUCUGUAUGUCUUGUAUCUAUCUCUCUGGUUACCAAAGCUGAAGGUUUCCUUCUUUAUUCCUUUUCCUCCCUCAUCUCUGUUCUUCUGGGAAUAUUGGUGGGAACACACCCAUCAACUAAAAAGUACUCAAGAAUCCAUCCUGAAUAUAUUUCUUUUAGUUACUGAGGCCUCACUUCUUUCUGUUAACAAAUCUCUGUAUCGUUUGGUUUGCUUCUCUAGAACAUAACA